Messenger RNA from Aspergillus oryzae RIB40, 408 nucleotides. RefSeq lists its product as uncharacterized. Gene Ontology annotation, biological process: nucleoside metabolic process. The record is from RefSeq and is a predicted model, not a curated record. The coding region runs from base 1 to 408 and encodes 135 amino acids. Lineage: Eukaryota; Fungi; Ascomycota; Eurotiomycetes; Eurotiales; Aspergillaceae. The transcript has a single exon. Gene Ontology annotation, molecular function: catalytic activity.
AUGAAGGAUGCUAAACCUCGAGACCGACUGGCACGCCAGCUGGGAAUCAUAUGUUUUGAGAUGGAGGCUGCUGGAUUGGUUGGUGACUUUCCAUGUCUCGUCAUCCGGGGUAUUAGUGACUAUGCGAAAUUUCACAAGAACGAUCAGUGGCACGGCUAUGCCAUAGCAACGGCAGCAGCAUAUGCAAAAGAGCUCCUCUCCGUUGUGCUUCCUGUCGAAGUUGUGGAAAAGGAUCCUGCCGAUGUACGAUCGACAGCUGCGAGUGAAUCAAGCCUCAUGAGUCCUGACAGGUCGGUCUAUUCUGGGACAUUCUUCUCCGGCGGCGGACCGAUAUUUUUGAGAAAUCAAAAUGCCGGGAGGGAUAGAAAUAUCAGGACCGGUUCCCAUAGUCGAGACUCUACCUUUUGA